Molecule: messenger RNA, 2958 nt
Organism: Sycon ciliatum
Lineage: Eukaryota; Metazoa; Porifera; Calcarea; Leucosolenida; Sycettidae
Product: anoctamin-8-like
Exons: 14
Coding region: 358-2352 (664 amino acids)
Biological process (GO): chloride transmembrane transport
Molecular function (GO): chloride channel activity
Source: RefSeq, a predicted model, not a curated record
CUGGAGAAAACCAUGUAGAUCUACGUGUAAGUAGCCUGUGCUGAUAUCCCGGUAUCUGCAAGGUGACUGCAGCGUCUUUACUGCAAAGUGCAAUCAAUGACCUACAUGGUGAGGGGAGAACCUUGCAGUUUCUUUCCUCUGUAAAUCAUGGUAAAUAUCUGACCGCUGCCUUCCGGCACUGUGUUCGAGCAAUCGGAAGCUAGCCUAAAGCAACCAUCGAGGUCCAUAUUUAUCUACAUUGUAGUUUGUACUUGCGCUAGACCCAGUUGGAAUAUUACCUCAUUUCUCAUCUACUGAAAUUUCCCAAAUCACUGGCAUUUUUAUAUUGUCCGGGUUGGAAAGUGCAGUGAAGUAAUCAUGUCUACAAGUGAUUUUGUGGAAACCAGCUACUGCUUGGUAUUCAGCAAUGACAAACUGCGAGCGAACAUCGAUACGCUACUGGACAGGAAAGGCUGGAGAAAAGAAUGGGAAGAGUACCAAGGCAAGCUCUAUCUCACCGUCACUGCACCAUUCGAUCUGCUGGCUGAAGAGGCAGAGCGUGUGAAACUAGAGAAGAAACUCAAUACACAAGCAAACUCGAUGGCACGUUUUCACUUCAGUAAGUUUACUCAUUACCGUGGCUACAAGAAUAAGAUGACUUUCUUCUCACCCGCUGAACAAGCCCGUCUAAUAUGGAGUGCCCUGGAGGACACACCGUACAGCAAGAAUGACUUUGGACGAGGUGUGCUGCCGAAGUUCAAUGAUCAAUUUCCAUUCUGCACGGCUAUGAAGUCUGCACCUGCGUUUGGCCUGGAGGACAGCUACCCGCUGCACUCGCCGUGGGGAAAGCGGAGAUUCAACAGCAACGUUUCGUUCCGACUGGUGAAUCUCGACCAUGCCGUGCGUGAUUACUUCGGAGAGGAGGUAGCUUUCUACUUUGUCUGGAUGCUGUUCUUCGCCAAGUGGUUACUGAUCCCGGGCGUGUUGGGCCUUGCUCUGUAUCUGUUCCGACCCGAAGGUGUUACUGUUGACAACAGUCCUUACAUUCCUCUCUACUCACUCUGCGUACCCAUCUGGGGAGUGUUUUUUGUCAAGUUCUGGAAAAGGCACAUGAAUGCAGUGGCAUUUGAGUGGAAUGCGCACGACUUUGAAGAAGAGGAAGAAUUGCGUCCUGAGUUCUGGGGUGAAAAAAGAAUCAGCCCAGUGACUGGCAAGAUAGAGGUAUUUUUUCCCGAGUGGAAGCGCUACACACGCUAUUUUGUCAGUUUCCUAGUGAUGUUGCCUAUGCUGGGUAUUGCCCUGGGUGCUAUGUGUCUAUCACUCAAUCUCAACAACUAUAUUCGUGAUGAGGAGAGCCCGUUGUAUAUUGGCACGUUAGCAGUGUUUGCACAACCGGGUGGUAUAUUUGCUGGAGACAGUCCAUACUAUGGAUACCUUGUUCCAACUAUAGCCCACUCAGUCGUCAUAUCAAUUCUCAACACCGUCUACCGCUCCAUAGCGUUCAGGUCAACAAAUUUCGAAAACCACAGGACGGUAGAGGAAUGGGAGAAGUCGUUCAUUGUCAAGAGAGUAAUCUUCGAGGCGUUUGACUGUUACCUGGCGCUCUUCUAUAUUGCCUUCUAUCGCUUCGAUGUGGUAGCACUCCGCAAUGAACUUGUUGGUUUGUUUUGGGGUGAUGAGCUUCGGCGAGUCGGUGUGGAGGUCAUCAUGCCAUUGCUAACUAUGAUGUUCCAGCGUAAGCGUACAACUCGCAAGAUGAGGGCAGAGAAGAAAGCAUCCAAUGAGAAGCCUAUCGAACUCUCACAAGCUGUACUGGAUGCUCCACUUGAAGAAUACGACUCUUUUGAUGACUACUUGGAGAUGGUUAUACAGUUUGGGUACAUAACACUAUUUGCAUCAGCAUUUCCGCUCUGCUCCAUAAUCAGCGUUGGAUUUGUUCUGGUUGAGACAAUGACCGACUCUCUCAAGUUGCUUUAUCUUUACAGGCGCCCACGCUCCCGCAGGGCUGGUGGCAUUGGUGUGUGGUAUUCAGUGAUGUACUUCAUGGUCAUCGCAUCCAUCCUGACUAACUGCUUCAUCCUGGGAUUCUCAUCUGAGCAGCUCAUGCAGUGGAUGCCAAACAUGUUCAAACACGAGGGUGGUGAUCAACAGUUCAAGCUGGGUUAUGGAAGGUAUGUGGUGGGUAUGGUGUUCACGUUGGAGCACAUCCUCAUCUUGUUAGCCCUGGUCAUAGAGCACUUCAUUCCGUCGUGUCCCAGGUCGGUUACCACCGAGAUGGCGCGGCGCAAGCACCUGGCAAAGCAGUGGCUGGCAGAACACGAAGCUGACGCCAGCCAACAGAAGACAGUACAGAAGACGGAACAUGUCGAAUAACUUCAAUUUUUUUUACACUAGCGACAUCCUUUUUAAGAAAAGGGCUUAGUUUCCUGGUUGGGUUUGCAGUGGCUACAUCAUCCUUGGCAAUGCGAAUGUACUCGAAGUAUUAAAAUAGUAUCUCCAUGAAAGCAGUUUAGUUCCAUGAAAACACACACAUACUUAACCUCCACGAAACAUGCUAAUCAGAGAUCACAGACAGUCGUGUCAAAUAGACUCGUCGUGCUGUUCUUGUUGUGUUUUUUAAUCUUUGGUCAGAAUUCCAUUCUCCUCUGCUUCUAUUUUUCUUCUAUUUUCCUGCACCUGCUGUCCCAGUGUGCGUCCGAGCGUUAUUUUCACUUCUACUGGUUUUUUUUAAUGCUUUCCUCAUUCACCCUUUCUGAAUUCCGCUUCGACUUCCGCUGUACCCAUCGAUCCAGCUGCUUUUCAAUUGCCGUUACUCAUUUUGUUUUAAUUUUCUGUUGUGUUUGCUGAGCUGUACACUCUUGGUUAUCCUAUACCGGUGUCAUACACGGACCCAAAGCACAACAUGGGUGCUAGAAUAGUAGUACAGUCGUCCAGCACACCACCACCCUCAAGAAACCAGCAUAUAUAUUAUCUCAAUUA